AUGUUUGGUCUUGGCUCAGUUAACCAGGACUGGUCCGAGGCAUUGAAGUGUCUUCGAAGUGCUUCAGAGAGAGGGAGCAUCUAUGCCACUGGAAUGCUCGCUUUGCUCUACUUCUUUCGAAGUUUCUACACCCUCGCCAGCCGAACUGCCUACACACUAGUUGCCAAUACCGAACUUCAAAGGCGUCCAACUUCUAGUGUCCGAACUUCAAGGAUUUCGUUCAGUGGUAAGAACGAUGGCCAUUAUUUGGGUGAACGAACGUUUAUGCUCCGAGCAGUGACAGUGGCCUGCUUCAUCUAUGCACUCUGUCUAGAUCGAGGAUUGGGAGUUCAGAGGGACAGUAAUGCCGCAAGCGCAAUGUAUUCCAAGUGCAUUCAACUCGACCCGGUCACAACGAGCCACCUACAGGACAUGGUCAUUCGAGCAGAACUCUAA
Rodentolepis nana is the source of this 435-nucleotide messenger RNA. Lineage: Eukaryota; Metazoa; Platyhelminthes; Cestoda; Cyclophyllidea; Hymenolepididae. The record is from the annotation of a GenBank genome assembly.